This is a messenger RNA of Porites lobata, 488 nucleotides long. The record is from the annotation of a GenBank genome assembly. Lineage: Eukaryota; Metazoa; Cnidaria; Anthozoa; Scleractinia; Poritidae.
AUGAACAAGGAAGACAUUAGGAAACUUCAAAAAGAACGGAAUAUACUUACUAAAAGGUAUCAUUAGCGCACAAAACAAACUUAGCAAGUUUUUGGAAUAAAUUUCGUGAGGUGCGCAACAAGAUCAAGAAUGAGAUCAAGUCAGUUAACCGUGCUUUUUUCAGGAGGGCCCAAUCCUCCAAUAAACCCAAAGAAAAAAUACAUCGUAUUUUAUGUCCCAGUCCCCAGCCAAUCAAAGUGGACCCUGACGCACCGAACAAGCACUUUAGCUCCACAUCGCAACGCUUACUAGAAUCAGAGGCAAAUACAUUAGACUUCGUUUUAGACCUCAUUUAUUUCCUUCCUGAAGAGCACCUUGCUUGCUCGUUUAACCUACGCCCCGUUACUUACAGUGAGGUGAUGAAGAUGUUAACAACUCAAGAUCUGACUGUUGAACCGGUGCCGAUCAUAUUCCUGCAAAGUAUCUUAAACUCAGUGCCGAUAUCAUAG